AUGGCGUCAUCUUUCUUUUCUGAUUUUGGCCUUAUGUGGUAUCUGGAGGAACUUCAAAAGGAGGAGUUCUGAAGGUUUAAGGCGCUCCUGAAGCAGGAGAGUCUGCAGCUCGGACUCGCGCGGACCCCCUGGGCCGAGGUGAAGAGAGCCACGCGGGAAGGCCUCGCGGACCUGCUGCUCAGGCGCUAUCAGGAAGAGCAAGCUUGGGACGUGACCCUCCGGCUCUUUCACAAGAUUGAGAGAAAGGACCUCUGUGAGAAGGCCAGGAGGGAGAGCACGGUGAGUGUGGCCGCCUGCGGUGAGUGUGGCCGCCUGCGUGAGUGUGGGCCGCCUGCGGUGAGGGCCGGGCCGCCCGCGGUGAGUGUGGCCGCCUGCGUGUGGGCCGCCUGCGGUGAGUGUGGCCGCCUGCGGAUCCACGAUUACUUUGAGCAGAAGGAGCGGGACUACAUGGAAGUCUUGUUUGUGCCUAAGGCAGCGAGAGAAGAGCCACCACGUACUGUGGUCCUUGUUGGAACCCCCAAAUUUGGGAAGACAACGUUCCUUGUCAAGUUCCUGUUGGCCUGGGCAGAGGGCACCCUCUAUCAGGAUAGGUUCCUGUAUGUUUUCUUCUUCUCCUACCGAGAGGUGAAGCGGUUGACGGCGACCAGCUUGGCUGAGCUGAUCUCCAGAGACUGGCCCGACGCCCCCGUGCCCCUGGCAGAGAUCCUGUCCCAGCCGGAGAGAGUCUCGUUCAUCGUCGACAGCGUUGAGGCGCUGACGCGUGCCUGGAGAGAGCCCGGGACGCAGCUGUGCGGUGACUGGACGCAGCAGCGGCCGGGGGAGGUGGUCCUGGGCAGCUUGCUGAGGAGGAAGGUGCUCCCGGAGGCCUCCCUGCUCGUUGCCACGACACCCGAGUGCCAGGAGGAGCUCGAGGCUCAGCUGGAGCACCCAGACGUCAGAACGGCCAUGGGACUCAGCGAGAGCGACAGGAAGCUGUCCUUCUCCUGCGUCUUUCAGGACAGGAAGGAGGCCGCGGAGGCCUUGCGCUCCGUGAGAGAGAACGAGCAGCUGUUCGCCAUGUGCCAGGCCCCGGUGCUGUGCUGGGUCGUGUGCGCCAGCCUGAGGCAGGAGAUGGAGCGGGGCCGCACCACCACCUCCCUGUACGCCGCUUUCCUCUCCAACGCGCUCGCGCCCAAGGGCGCCGGGUGCCCGCUUCAGCGGGGCCGAGGCCAGUUGAAGGGCCUGUGCUCCCUGGCUGUGGAAGGCGUGUGGACGGACACGUUUGAGUUCAGCGAGGAGGACCUCAGGAGGAACGGGCUGCUUCAGAAGCGCGGGGGGCAGGGGAGCUCGUACACAUUCAUCCACGUGUGCGCCCAGGAGUUCUGUGCCGCCAUGUUUUAUUUACUGAAGCACCCCGCUGAUCACCCCAACCCCACCAUUGGAUGUGCAAAGGCACUGGUACUGACCUAUCUGAAGAGAGCAAAGCCACAUUGGAUUUUUUGGGGGUGCUUUCUGUUUGGCCUUUUAAAUGAGGAGGUGCAGAAGCUGGGCGCCUUCACUGACUUCGAGCGGCGCCUGGCGGUGAAGCAGGAGCUCCAGCGGUGCCUGAGGGCUUUGGGGGAGCAUGAGCAUCUGAGGGGGCGGGUGGACUUGCUGGUGCUAUUCUACAGCCUGUUGGAGACGCAGGACAGCGUCUUUGUGAGGCAGGCAUUGGCCUGCUUCCAGGAAGCUGACUUCUCUGUCAGUGACAGUGUGGACUUGAUGGUUUCCGCCUACUGCCUGAAGCACAGUUCUGGCUCGAGGAAACUUUCUUUUUCCAUCCUAAACGUCUUCAAGCAGGAGAACGGAGACAGCUCUACGUCAACUCGCAGUCUCAUCCAUUGGCGUCGUAUCUGCUCUGUGCUUACCACAAACGUGCACCUCGAAGAACUGCAAGUGUACAACAGUGUCCUCGAUGAAACCGCCUUCGUGGCUUUGUGUCAAGAGCUGAGGCAUCCCAGUUGUCACCUUGAAAAGCUCGAGAUGAAUAAUUUUUGCUUCUAUGGUGAGAACUGGCUCUUCUUUGAGGUGUUCACUCAUAACCCGUACCUGAGGUACCUGGACCUUAGCAGUACAGCCCUCUCCCAUGAUGACGUGAGGUUGCUCUGUGAAGCUCUGAGCCACCCGCGGUGCCGCAUCGAAGAUCUGAUGCUGACAAAUUGUCUCCUCUCAGCGGAUGACUGUGAAGCGUUUGCCUCGGUUCUGAAGAGCAGCAAAAACCUGAGGUACUUUAACGUAGCCUACAACUACCUGGACGAAGGCGUGGGCCCGCUGUGCGAGGCUCUGUGCUACCCCGGCUGUGUGCUGGAGGCCCUCGUGCUGUUUAGCUGCUAUGUCAGUGAACCCUGCUGGGAGACCCUGUGUGAUGUUCUCAUGAGGAGCAAAUGCCUAACCUAUCUAGAUCUCGGCCUGAGUGUCCUGAGAGGUGAUGACUUGGAGCUCCUGUGUGAGGCCCUGAGACACCCGCAGUGCUGCCUGCAGUCGCUCUGUUUGGUGAAAUGUCACAUCACUGCUGAGGGCUGUCGAGCCAUUGCCUCCGUCCUCACCAGCAGCUCAAACCUGAGAAGUCUGGAACUCGGGCACAACGACUUACGAGAUGUGGGUGUGAAGCUGUUGUGUGAAGCUCUGACCCGUCCCAGCUGUCACUUAGGCAAUCUUGGCCUGGACCCCUGCCAGCUGACCAGUGCCUGCUGUGAGGACCUUGCCUCCGCCCUGACCUCCAGCAGAACCCUGAGGCGGCUGCAGCACGGGGUGGUGCUGCUGUGUGAGGCCGUGAGACACCCCGCGUGCGUCCUGAGGGUGCUUGGGCUGCAAAAAUCUGAGUUUGGUGAGGAAACCCAGAGCCUUCUGAUGGCUGAGGAAGAGAGAAACCCCUCCCUGACGAUCGUGGAUAGUGACUAA
This is a messenger RNA of Orycteropus afer afer, 2919 nucleotides long. The record is from RefSeq and is a predicted model, not a curated record. NCBI's taxonomy places the organism in Eukaryota, Metazoa, Chordata, Mammalia, Tubulidentata, Orycteropodidae.